AUUUAAUAUUAGAAUCAUUACAACCUUGCAUACUGUUGGGUUGUUUGUUAUAUAAAAAUGAUUUCAUUAUAUGAUGCUUUGUGUGUGGUAAAAUCUUAAUCUGAAAAGAUAUGCCACUGAAAUCAUUUAUAGACGUUUGCUGUGUUUUAUUAUAAUCAGUUAAUAAACUGAGAAAAAAAUAAACUGAGUUAAAAAAAAAAACGUUGUAAUUUAAAUGAUUAAAUUCCAAUUAUGCAAUAUAAAACUCAAAGAAAAACAAUUAUGUCCUUUCCCUGUCUUUAAAAGGUGAAUUUCAAAACUGAUUUUCAAAAUUUAUUUCAAAAGGGUCUAAACUUUUUUUUUAUUCCAUUUGUUUGAUGUGUCUGGAUGUCAUAUUAGUAAAAAUGAAGAAAUUAAUUAAAUGAAUAAAUAAAUAAGAUUUUUUGGGUAAGAUGAAAUACCUUUUUCUAAAAUUCAACACUUAGGUCAAGCAAUGAUCCAACAAUAACAAGUAGCCUACAACUAUAACUACUUCUCUUGCUGGUUUACGCAAUAGACAUUUGAAUUUUAUGUCAUUAGAAAUGUUUACAGUGGGAGCCAUGGGCAAACGGCGCCACCACAUGUCCGAGCAGGGAAUGACAGCGAGGCUACACGUUGAGCACAUCUGUCCCGCCCUGAAUUGAAACUUUGGCGGUGCUAGCAUCGAGGUGCUCGGUGUUAGACAUAACAAUAAGCGGACGGGCGGGGCUUCUUAUUUUUAAACCGAUACUCAUACAUACACUCCGCCCGUCGCAACGCAGAGGACGCUGUGAAGAAAAUCGAACGACUGACUAUGACGCAAAGGCUUUCCUUCAAAAACAUUCGAGUUCGAGGAAGUAAACGGAGUGGAGAAAUAGGUUAACCCCAAGACCAAUGUUACACAUUAUUUUGUAAAUAACACUGUAUUAGCUUGUAAGCAGCAGUAGUUAAAUGUCUAACGUAGCCACAGAGGUCAGUAGAUAUGUAAUUCUUAGCUGACAUUCAUAGCUUGACACAGCGUAACAUAGCUGUGGUUAGCUAAUAGCUACUACUACCUUCACAUAGCAAACAUGUCUAGUAAAAUAUAACUUUUCAUGGCAGUCAUUUAGCGCUGGCUGGCAGUAAUGACAAUGAACAUAUCCGGUCCUGUCAUGAGUAACGUUACAGACACAGGUAGAAAGAAAAUCUCCCGGACAAUAUUGGACUAGCAGGUGACUGUUAGCCGGCUGUGUAGUGUCAUAAACAUUGGCUUCAAUGGAGAGGUGCAGCGAGGAAGAUGGAGCUCAUGAUGAAGUGAAUGGAGACCAGGCAGCCGGUUGGAUUGUGAGGACAGACAGGUUGGAGGCUGGAGAAGAGCUGGAAACGACAGCAUCCCAGGGUGGAUUACCUUUUAUGGACAUUACUGGACCUACGAUACCAAGUGGUGUGAUGCCUGAGGGCCAAGCAGGAGUCUUGGAGCCAGAGAGGGAUGAGAGCAUAGCUGCUCCCUCUGUGUCUCCCUCCAGCAUCAUGGACACCUGCGGUCCUUCCAUGUCAAGCAUCUCCUCCUCCUUGUAUUCAUCCAGCCAUCAUCAUACCAAUUUUUCUUCCCCAUCCUCAUCUUCCUCUUCCUCUGUCCUGUCUCUGACUCCACCCUUGCCUCCCUCUGUGGAGCUCUCAGCUGUGUUGACUGAUACAAGGCUGACCCUGGAUGUGUACCAGGGAGGAGCCUCUGCACUGCCACUGCUAUGGGCGUCCAUCCCCGGGCAGCUGAAGGGCCUCCAGUACCUGAGACUGGGCUCUGAAGAUAAACCAGGGCUAGAUGAUGCACUGGAUGUCGUACCCCAUCUGACAGAGCUGUGCUCACUGGCUAUUCGGGGACACCGUUUCUAUGACUCGCAAGGUGAUCCGCUGCCCGGCCUCCUCACCACUUUGCCCACAACUCUUUCCACCCUGUCUCAUCUGGUGCACCUGGAUCUCUCCUUUAACCAGCUCUCCUCUCUGCCCUCGUGCAUGUUCAGCAUCCCUGCGCUGACUUCCUUGCUUCUCUGUCACAAUUGCCUCUCAGCUUUGCCUCCUGAUUUAGGCCAGCUGUCCUCCCUUACCUACCUCUCCCUCCUGGGGAACGAGCUUGUCUCUCUUCCCCCGAGUCUGGGUCAGCUGAAAGCACUACAGACACUGGAUGUUUCACAUAAUCUCCUCCAGCAUCUGCCUGAUGAAAUUGGUUCUCUGGAGGACCUUGUUAAGCUGGAAUUGUCCCACAACAAGCUGAAACGGCUACCAGAGACCAUGGGCUCUCUCCUUUCGCUCAGGGAGCUUUUCAUCUACAGCAAUGACUUCCGUCUGAUCCCCCAUUGUCUGAACAAACUGCCUCUGCUGAAAAUAGAUGUGCGUGACAAUCCUUUGGGGCAACCCCCGACCCCUCCUCCUCUCCCUCCUACACCUGAUCUAGCUGAACCAAAAAUUCCAGAGUUGCACCUCGGAUUUAAGCAACACAGUUUCUGUGUUUCGUCUGCUGGGUGUCAUGUGUUUCUCCCAGGGGGGGCUGAGCUGCUUUUCCCCCCGGGGUGCCUGGAGAAAACCACAAGGCUGGAGUGGUGUGAGAAAAGGCCAGAAAGGAAGUGGGUUUGGUUGGAGGAACAUGAGAUCCUACUGAGUCGUCCUCUGGAACUUCGUCCCCAUGGAAUUACAUUUCUUAAGCCUGUGGAAGUAUGUGUGCCGUAUCAUCGGGCUAAAAGAAGGGAGGUGGUCGUGCGGAGGUUUGACGGACAUUCAUGGAGCACUCUGCCCACUGAUCUAAGGAGGGGAAGCGACAACCAUAGCAGUCACCCCGGAGGACGUCCAGCCAAGUUGGCGUGCUGCUCAGUGCGCCAGUUCUCCUGGUUUAUGGCAGUGUCCUGUCCAGUGAAGGACAGUUGCUCUGUUACAUCAGCUGGAGCCCUGCUGGUGUCCAGCUCUGACCCCGGAAUCAAGCUCCACUUCCCGCCAGACUCUACCGUACAGACCCGCACCAUAACGUUACAGGUGUUGCAGGUGUCUGUGUCAGAGGUACAAACACUAUGUGGCGAUCCUCAGGCCAGGGUCAGCCCUCUCCUUUGCCUCUCCCAGACUCCUAACAUACAUUUCCUGCAGCCUGUCAAAGUUCAGAUCCCACUGCCACCUGGAGUCACAGGCCAUACAGUUGAUACGACCUGUUUGCAUCUGCUCCAUGGAGACCCCACUGCCCAAACCUGGACUGAUAUCACAUCACAAGUGUCUCUCUACGUCACUCAUUUGUAUGCCAUUUUCUACAUAACACAUUUCUCCUGGUACUGGCUGUGGUACACCACUCAGCGCUGUGUUAGUGGGGUGGUCAGAAAGGUCUAUCAAAGACUAAAACAGUUUAAGGUCCAGUUCCUCGUCCUCCAGCGGAAGACUGAUCCCUCACAAGUUUUGUUACAGUGUUUACCUGCUAACAAGGUGGAAGGCAGAGUGCAGUCUCUGUCAGAGCAGUAUGAUGGACCUCAGCCUUCAGACCUGUGUGACCUGCUGGAAGGAGAGCAGUUCUUUGCCGGCUUUGAGAGGGGCUUAGAUAUCAGUGCAGACAGACCAGACUGUGUGCACGGAAGACUGUGUUUUGAGUUUUACUCCAGCCUGAAGAAUCUGAAGGAAGUGUACAUCUGUCCAGCUCUGGGUCAGAGUGGGCCAGUGAGGGGACAAGUAAGACGGACAUCAUAUUCAGCAGACGAAAGAGUGCAGUGGCUGGAAAUGUAUCUUUUUAUAGAGGAGAGAUUCCCAGCAAUCUGCCAGAGGAAGUGGCACGAAAGAGGAAAGGACAUGACAGCCAGUGGCUUGCAACUUUACCACUAAGACUUCCUGCUCUAAACUCGGACAACAGUUACAUCAUGGAGGAGCUCCAGCAUCCUCCUCUGAACCUAGGUGACCCUGAGAGCGGCUAUCUGACAGAAGCCAACCUGCUGUCCAUCUCUCUUCAGAUAGGACAGGACUGGCGUGUCAU
Seriola aureovittata is the source of this 3973-nucleotide messenger RNA. RefSeq names its product p53-induced death domain protein 1 (gene pidd1). The record is from RefSeq and is a predicted model, not a curated record. Gene Ontology annotation, molecular function: protein binding. Gene Ontology annotation, biological process: DNA damage response; apoptotic process. Bases 1252 to 3825 code for a protein of 857 amino acids. The transcript is spliced from 14 exons. NCBI's taxonomy places the organism in Eukaryota, Metazoa, Chordata, Actinopteri, Carangiformes, Carangidae.